Trichomonas vaginalis G3 is the source of this 2127-nucleotide messenger RNA. RefSeq names its product HSP70 NBD domain-containing protein. The transcript has a single exon. Gene Ontology annotation, molecular function: ATP hydrolysis activity; heat shock protein binding; ATP binding. The record is from RefSeq and is a predicted model, not a curated record. The coding region runs from base 1 to 2127 and encodes 708 amino acids. NCBI's taxonomy places the organism in Eukaryota, Parabasalia, Trichomonadida, Trichomonadidae. Gene Ontology annotation, cellular component: cytoplasm. Gene Ontology annotation, biological process: cellular response to unfolded protein; protein refolding.
AUGAAUCAACCACAUCUUGGCAUUGAUUUAGGAACUACGUAUUGCUGUAUUUUUGCAUUUGAUGAGAAAAAGAACAUAAAGUUUUCGAUUAGAGAUGGUGAUUCCGAGCAAAUUCCUUCAUUUGUUUCAUUUGCAAAUGAGGAAAGAAUUGUUGGUAGAAAAGCCAUGGCACAAAUGAUAACCAAUCCAACAAACACCAUUUACGACUCAAAAAGAAUGAUUGGAAGAAAUUUUGACAAUCAAAUUUUCCAAGAAGAUAGAAAGAAUUGGAUGUUUACUACUACAAGAGGUAUGGAAGGAUCCAUUAAUAUCAAUGCUACUAUCAAUAAUCAGACAAUCACCCUUCUUCCCGAAGAAAUUUCCGGAUACAUUCUAAAACACUUAAAAGAUACUGCAGAAUUAGUAAUAGGAAACUGUACCGAUGUAGUCAUUACUAUACCAGCUGCUUUCAAUGAAAGACAACGCGAAAAAACAAUUUUUGCUGCACAAGAAAUUGCCGGAUUCAGAAGCGUCAUUUUACUUGAUGAACCAUCAUCAGCCGCACUUGAGUAUGCACAAGGACUUCCAUCAAAUGCAGAUGAAUUAGUUUUGAUCUUUGAUUUCGGAGGUGGAACUUUAGAUAUCUCAAUCGUUGAAAUAUUCAACAAUCAAUGUAAAGUUAUUGCAACAAAUGGAGAUCCGCACUUCGGAGGCCAAGAUAUCGAUCAACUUCUUGUUAAUAGAUUCAGAUAUGAUUUUGAAACUAAAAAUGGCAUAAAAAUUGAUCAAACAACAAAAGAAGGCCAAAAAGCAAUAUUACUUCUUAAAUUGUGCUGCGAAAAUCUCAAAAAAGAAUUAAAUUAUAUAAUUAAAGCUGAAUUUACGAUAAAAAGCUUCUACAACAACAUAGAUCUCUAUUGCAGUAUGAACAGAAGAGAAUUCAGGACACUUUGCAGUGAUUUGUUUAAACGAGCUGAAAAUUUGGUUAAACAGAGUUUGGAGAAAGCAAAAUUAAGACCAGAGAAUAUUUCACAGGUUAUUAUGAUCGGUGGAUCAUCUCAAAUACCAGAAAUCCAGCAAAUCCUCCAGGAUAUUUUUGAUAAAGAACCACUUCACUCAAUUAACGCUUUGGAAGCUGUUGCAAGAGGUGCUUGCAUACAAUGUUACAAUCUCCAUAAAACGAACGGAUUUGAAAAGGAAAUUACUCCAAAUAAAGAAGAAGUAGAAGAAACUAAACCAAAGAAGCCAAGUGACAACAAAGAAGGUGGCAAAGAAAAGGAACCAAAGAACACAAGUCAUGAAAUUGAAGAAGUAGAAGAAACUAAACCAAAGAAGCCAAGUGACAACAAAGAAGGUGGCAAAGAAAAGGAACCAAAGAACACAAGUCAUGAAAUUGAAGAAGUAGAAGAAACUAAACCAAAGAAGCCAAGUGACAACAAAGAAGGUGGAAAAUAUAAGCCACAGAACGCAAUACCUGUAGAAAGAAUAGGCUUCCAAAUAAAAUUGGUUGAAACUGUUAGUUUGUCUUUCGGAAUUAGAACAAUAGAUGACGGUUUCUCAGUUGUUAUCAAAAGUGGAUCAGUAAUUCCAGCGAAAUUCUCCCAAUUAUACGAAACAACUGUUGAUGACCAAGAUACAGUAGAUGCAUGCAUUUUCCAGGGAGAAAGCCCUGUUGCAUCACAGAAUAGCUAUAUAGGAACAUAUAGAAUCACUGGAAUUCCAAAGAAAAAAGCCGGAGAAGUGAUGAUCAAAAUUAUUCUUUCUCUUGAUCGAAGUGGUGUCUUCUCUCUCACUCCUUUGUUUGAUGAUAAGGAAUUACCAUAUACAUUCGUUAAAGAACUUUGUAUUUCUGACUCAGAAAUGAAGAAUGUCAAAGAUAAUCUUAAUCUGUUUAGAAAUCAAGAUACAAUAACAGAGUUUUAUAAAUUGGCUGCACAGCUCACAAGAAUUGAAUCAGUUAUCAAAAGAAUUUGCAGAAAAGAAAAAAAUUCUAACGAAAAACACGUAAACUUGAAGGAGAGAAUAUUUGAUCUAGUUACUGACACUCAAGGAGGUAAUCUACAAUUAAUGGACUACAUCAGGUUGACAAAAGAAAUUCUACAAAUUCUUGAAGAAUUCAAUACUGAAUUCCCUAAUGAGAGGCAGUAA